Messenger RNA from Chanos chanos (milkfish), 2424 nucleotides. RefSeq names its product apolipoprotein L domain containing 1a (gene apold1a). The transcript is spliced from 22 exons. Gene Ontology annotation, biological process: lipoprotein metabolic process; lipid transport. Gene Ontology annotation, molecular function: lipid binding. Lineage: Eukaryota; Metazoa; Chordata; Actinopteri; Gonorynchiformes; Chanidae. Bases 1 to 2424 code for a protein of 807 amino acids. The record is from RefSeq and is a predicted model, not a curated record. Gene Ontology annotation, cellular component: extracellular region; membrane.
AUGUUCCGCAAAGAUGCCUCCUCCCCUGUCCUUAAGCCAAGCCCAGCAGACAGUGAUUCAGAAACUCCACAGGAAGAGGAAACUGAGGACAGUCAGGAUAACCUCUCCACCAAAGAACUGUCUGCCAGCAGUAACAGCCUCUCUGACAAUAAUACUACUAAGGAGAAAGGGGGUGUCUUCAGUGGGAUUUUCAAAAAACAGAAAACGUCAGCCGACGGAACACCUGCUGAGGACAGUCUAUCUGCGCACAGUGAACUCUCAGCCAGCAAUGACAGUCUCACUGAGAGUGAUAACAUCAAGGGCAAAGGUGGCAUGUUUAGUGGAAUGUUCAAGAAAACUCCAAAAGUCAAAGACAAUGCCUCUGCUGAGGAGGACAAAAUGUCACUAAAUAGUGACCUCACAGCCAGCAACGACAGUCUUUGUGACAACAGUAACACCAAGGAAAAAGGAGGCGUACUGAGUGGCUUUUUAAAGAAGUUUCCUAAAUCCACCGAGAACACUGCUGCUGAUGAGGAUAAUCUUUCCACACGCCGUGAUAUCUCCGGCAGCAACGACAAUCUCGCUGAUGGCAAUAACACAAGGGAGAAACCAGAUGGAAUGCUGAGUGGAAUCUUCCGGCGUUCUCCUAAACCUGCUGUACGCUUUACUACUGAUACGCACCCUCUCACCGAACACGGCGAAAUCUCAGGCAGCAAUGACAGCCUGUCUGAAAUUGACAGCACAAAGGACAAUCGUUCUGUACACAAGGGGCUCUCAGCCAGCUGUGAUAGUCUCUCUGAGAACAAUGCUGCCAAGGAGGCCAUAGUUGAGGAGCCAGUGGAGAUGCAGGAAUUGCCCCCCCUGCAGGAGAAUACAGUAGAAGUUGAGCAAGUGGAGAUGGCAGCAUUCCCUACUGAAGGCAACCCUCUGGAAAUGGAGGACGAUGAAGGACUGAUGGAGUGGUGGAGACAAGUUGAGGGCUGGAAUGAAUGGAAUGAAACAACGCAUUUUAAUGAGGAUGAAGAGGAGGAGGCUUUGGAGGCGGCAUCAGACCGUGUGUUUAUGGCGGCCCGUCUCUUCGUGAGCUUGUUUAAUCAACGCGGCGCUUCACUGCAGCAGCGUAUUCUGGAGCUCCUAGCAGUGGCUGAUGGCGUGGAUAACUUCCAUAAGAAGACUGUGUCAGCAGCUGUCGGGGGAGGGGUGGCCAGUGUGGUCGGCAGUGUUGCCACCAUAACGGGUCUCAUCCUGGCACCUUUUACAUUUGGCACCUCCAUCAUUGUAACUGCAGUGGGUAUUGGUGUUGCGACAGCCGGCAGCAUCUCCUCAGCUACAGCCAACAUCACAGACACGGUCCACGCUAAAAUGGACCGCAAGAAGGUGGAGAAGAUGAUCCAGGGGUAUCAGGAGGAGAUCAAGGACAUUAGAGAAUGCUUGGAGUUUGUACAGGAAGGGAUAGACACUCUGCAGGAGUGGAACUUUGAGAAGUACUCUGAGAGUGUGGCCAAGAAGCAUCUGAGCCAUAACAUCAAACACGUGAUGAAGGAGGGUGGACGUGCAGGCAAAGCACUCAUGAUCAACACAGACAAGCUCAUUAGCACCGUGCAGGUCCUCAGCGUGGCUGGUGGGGCUGCCAAAGCUGCACAGGCCAUCAGUGUCACCACAGGUGUCAUGUCUGCGCUUUUCCUCGCCCUUGACGUUUUCUUCCUUGCUAAAGACUCUCACGAGUUGCGAAAGGGUGCUAAGACUCAGUUUGCUUCCAAGAUCCGUGACGUGUGCAAAGAACUGCAAGAUGGCCUCCUGGAACUGAACAAGGUGAAAACUCAGCUGCAGAAGACCAUGGAUGGCAUCGAACUAGAGGAGUAUGAAGAGGAGGCAGAGGUAGAGGAGGAGGUGGAAGAUGAUGAGGAUGAUUUGGUGUCAGAUCCUGUCAAACUGGCUCAACUUGAACAGGAGCUCGAUGAGCUGGAGGAAAAACUCGACAAGGAGACUCGCCCAGAGCAGAAACCCGUGAAAAACAAGAGUGGAGAGUCUGAGAGAAGUGGCAAGAUUAGCACUUCUUGCUUCUUUGCCUCGUCGCGCUCCGCCAACACGUCAUCAAACGCUACAGAUCUUUCCUUUGAACUCAGUGGAAAUUCAACAGGCUACAUUGCCCUCGGACUAGCUGCUAGCCAGUCCAUGCCGGCAAGCAUAGUCUUUGUCUGUGGUAACGACAACACCAGUUUCUUCUUCCGUACGGCCAGUAACUCCAAUGCCACAGCAGGACUUGAAGUAACUAAUUCGCCAAAUGUGGACUCAAUUCAAAACUUAAUCAAUGGAAGCUUAAUCCAGUGCACUUUCACUGCUCGUAACCUCAGCAGCACAAGUUUCUCCCUCACCCUCUUUGAGGGCACUACCAAUGCUGUUAUUGCCCUGUUCAGUAUCCUGACUCUCCGCAUGCUCUGCUGA